Messenger RNA from Fomitopsis serialis, 1026 nucleotides. RefSeq names its product SMAD/FHA domain-containing protein. Gene Ontology annotation, molecular function: ubiquitin protein ligase activity; protein binding. Lineage: Eukaryota; Fungi; Basidiomycota; Agaricomycetes; Polyporales; Fomitopsidaceae. The transcript is spliced from 2 exons. The annotation marks the transcript as partial. The record is from RefSeq and is a predicted model, not a curated record. Gene Ontology annotation, biological process: ubiquitin-dependent protein catabolic process; negative regulation of septation initiation signaling; protein ubiquitination. Gene Ontology annotation, cellular component: cytosol; cell division site; ubiquitin ligase complex.
GAGUCACCCGCCGCCCGUCAGUCGAUUCUUGGCUCUUUUCUUCGCCCACGACCCCGCGGCACGUCGCAGUCGCACCCCUCACCGCCAGGCGACGCCAGCAGGGACUCACCGCCCCCAGUCGUCCCACCCGCCGACGGCGCACGCCGUCGAAACGCCCCCGCCCUCCAGCCAUCUUCAUCUCAGGCCGGUCUGUCGCAGAUGCUGCGCCGCCGACGAUCCGCAGGGGCCGUGGCCACGCCCCAAGGAGCAGCCGUGGCCCCUCGCCCGGCCACAUCGAACAACGCCGCAACGCACCGGAUCCGCCUCGUCCCGCACUUGGCCUCAAGAUCCUCACUGCGAUUCGAGCCCAUCUGCAGAGACGUGCGCGAGGGCGACCCGGCGCUGCGGAUCGGACGGUUCACCGACCGGUCAGGACUGGGACUGGCGGCGGCGAACGCACUCGGGUCGAACAAGCUCGCGUUCAAGUCGAAGGUGGUGUCGCGCGCGCACGCGGAGAUCUGGGCGGAGGCGGGCGGGCGGUUCUUCAUCAAGGACACGAAGAGCAGCUCGGGCACGUUCCUCAACCACGUCCGGCUCUCGCCCGCGAACACGGAGAGCCGCCCCUCGGAGCUGCGCGAUGGGGACAUUCUGCAGCUCGGCGUGGACUACCAGGGCGGGAACGAGGACAUCUACAAGUGCGUGAAGAUCAAGAUUGAGAUGGGCCGCGAAUGGCAGGCGCACGCCAACCCGUUCAACGCGAACGCCCUGAAGCAGCUGAAGGCGAUCUCGCUCCCGAACAACGCAACCUCGAAGAAGACGCUGCCGAGGUCGUCGCUCCCGGACUGCUGCAUCUGCCUGUUCGCGGUGACGAUCCACCAGGCGCUGUUCAUCGCGCCAUGCUCGCACGCGUUCCACUUCAAGUGCAUCCGGCCGCUGCUCGAGACGCACCACCCCGCGUUCUCGUGCCCGCUCUGCCGCACGUUCGCAAAUCUGGAAGAGGACGUCGAGGUUGAGAUCGAGGGGAGCGUGUUUGGCGGGGACGAUGAU